AUGACAAAGGCAUCAGCUUCCCCAGAUCUAGAUUUAUAUCCAGCCCCAUCUUAUGAUGAAGCGGAUUCCCAUUCCUCAGGCUUAUUUUUGGAUAAUGAGAAUCAUGAUCCUUUAGUAUAUAUUCCUUCUGGUGAAUCUUCGGAAGCUCCUGCUACAAGAAUUUCUUCCAGAUUAUCAGAUGGAGUACCAGUUGCUAUUUUGGCUCAAUUUUCUUAUCACGAAAAUAAUCAACUCUUUGAAAACAAUUUUAAGCAACAUGCUGUAGAUGAACCACCUUCUACAGACUCUGCAUUGGUGGAACAAGUUUCUCAAAUGGCUACUCAAAUGAGCAAUUUGAGUACGAGAGCUGGCGGCAAAACUAGAACUCUUUCUUCUGGUGCAAAGUAUAGCGUUCCUGAUCCUUUGCCUAAAAGUGAAUCUUGGCAUACUUCUUCUGAAAAGAAUUCCAGUAUCGAUUUACAUAAUAACUUGCAAAAGCAUGACAGCGAUAAUUCCUACAAGAUGGGAAUCUUAGCUGAGGAUGCUAGUGAACAGUUGUUAGAAGAUCCUUCACCCGAAUUAAUCGGUUUAUAUUCAAAUGUUAGAGAAUGUAGAACUGUUAGAGAGAAAUAUCAAAACUUAUCUUUACAAAAAGACUUCCAAAACCCUAACAAUAGCCCAAACUGGAAAGUUUAUCCACCUCCACCUCAACCUUCUUAUGAUCCUGAAACAAAGACUGUGUCAAAGACACUUAGAGUUCCAGAUGCGGAAAUUUUUGAUAUUAAUAAGUGUGACAUUCCAGGUGAAGAUUUAGAGUGGGAUUUUAAUAUAAAUGAUGAUGAUUCUUACAUUGUUCAUAAGAUCAAUGAUGAGAAAAGUUUAAUUGCAAAUAUACCUACUUUAAGGGAUUAUUAUUCUGAUUUAGAUAAAAUGAUUGCCAUUUCUUCUGAUGGCCCUGCUAAAUCAUUUGCAUUUAGAAGGCUACAAUAUUUAGAAGCUCGUUGGAAUCUAUAUUAUUUAUUGAAUGAAUAUAGAGAAACAAAUGUUUCAAAGAAAAAUCCACAUAGAGAUUUUUAUAAUGUCAGAAAAGUAGAUACUCACGUUCAUCAUUCUGCCUGUAUGAACCAAAAACAUUUAUUAAGAUUCAUUAAAUAUAAAUUGAGAAAUUCUGGUAAUGAAAAAGUCAUAUUCAGAGAUGGUAAGGUUUUAACAUUAUCAGAGGUAUUCCAAUCUUUAAAUUUAACUGGUUAUGAUCUUUCUAUUGAUACUCUAGAUAUGCAUGCUCAUAAAGAUACUUUCCAUAGAUUCGACAAAUUUAAUUUGAAAUAUAAUCCGAUUGGUGAAUCUCGUCUAAGAGAAAUAUUUUUAAAGACUAAUAAUUAUAUCAAAGGGUCUUAUCUAGCAGAAAUUACUGGCCAAGUUAUUAAUGAUUUAGAAUAUUCCAAAUAUCAAAAUUGUGAAUAUAGAAUUUCCAUCUAUGGUAGAUCAAUGGAUGAAUGGGAUAAAUUGGCAAGCUGGAUUGUUGAUAAUAAAUUAAUAUCACACAAUGUACGUUGGUUAAUUCAAAUUCCACGUUUAUAUGAUAUUUAUAAACGAACCGGUAUCAUUAAGAAUUUCCAAGAUGUUUGUAAGAAUAUUUUCCAACCAUUAUUUGAAGUUACUAAAAAUCCUCAAUCUCAUCCUAAAUUACAUAUUUUUUUACAACGUGUAAUUGGGUUUGAUUCUGUUGAUGAUGAAUCUAAAGUAGAUCGUAGAUUUCAUAGAAAGUAUCCCAAACCAUCUUUAUGGGAAUCUGCUCAGAAUCCUCCAUACUCUUAUUACUUGUAUUAUUUAUAUUCAAGUAUGGCAUCAUUAAAUCAAUGGAGAGCUAAAAGAGGGUUUAAUACAUUGGUAUUACGUCCACACUGUGGUGAAGCUGGUGAUCCAGAACAUUUAAUUUCUGCUUAUAUGCUAGCUAAAGGUAUUUCUCAUGGUAUUUUAUUAAGAAAAGUUCCAUUUGUUCAAUAUUUAUAUUAUUUGGAUCAAGUUGGCAUUGCCAUGUCACCAUUAUCAAAUAAUGCAUUAUUUUUAACGUAUGAUAAAAAUCCAUUCCCACAUUAUUUCAAAAGAGGUUUAAAUGUUUCAUUAUCUACCGAUGAUCCAUUACAAUUUUCCUAUACAAGAGAACCAUUAAUUGAAGAAUAUUCAGUUGCAGCACAAAUUUAUAAAUUAUCUAAUGUUGAUAUGUGUGAAUUAGCAAGAAAUUCUGUUUUACAAAGUGGUUGGGAAGCUCAAAUUAAAGAGCAUUGGCUAGGUAAAAAUUUUAGAAAAGAAGGUGUUGAUGGUAACGAUGUUACAAAGACAAAUGUUCCAAACGUUAGAAUUAAUUUUAGACAUGAUACGUUGGCAACAGAAUUAGAAUUAAUGGAACAUUUUGCUAAUUUUAAACAAGAUAUCUAA
This is a messenger RNA of Henningerozyma blattae CBS 6284, 2418 nucleotides long. RefSeq lists its product as uncharacterized. Bases 1 to 2418 code for a protein of 805 amino acids. The record is from RefSeq and is a predicted model, not a curated record. The transcript has a single exon. Gene Ontology annotation, molecular function: AMP deaminase activity. NCBI's taxonomy places the organism in Eukaryota, Fungi, Ascomycota, Saccharomycetes, Saccharomycetales, Saccharomycetaceae. Gene Ontology annotation, biological process: AMP metabolic process; IMP salvage. Gene Ontology annotation, cellular component: cytosol.